Molecule: messenger RNA, 757 nt
Organism: Prosopis cineraria
Lineage: Eukaryota; Viridiplantae; Streptophyta; Magnoliopsida; Fabales; Fabaceae
Product: MLP-like protein 43
Exons: 2
Coding region: 62-523 (153 amino acids)
Biological process (GO): defense response
Source: RefSeq, a predicted model, not a curated record
UUCCACGUCGAUUUUUCUCAUUGUUUCUUCAACUCACCACUAUCACAUAGAGAGAAUAUAGAUGGCUCUCACGGGUAAAGUAGAGACUGAAGUUGAAGUUCACUCACCUGCCGCUAAGUUCUUCAACUUCUUUAUCACUCAACUUCAUGAUCUUCAUAACAAUACUGAUGUAAUCCAUGGAGCUAAGCUGCAUCAAGGAGAUUGGCAUAGCAUUGGAUCUGACUCUAUCAAGCAGUGGACUUACACUGUCGAUGGCAAGGUCCAAACUUGUAAAGAGCACAUUGAGGAGAUUGAUCAUGAGAAAAAGUCAAUCACAUUCAACCUAUUUGAUGGAGAUAUUGGUGAGCAGUACAAAAGCUUGAAGGAAAAGCUUCAAGUGAUUGAUGAAGGUGAUGGCACUGCCCUUGCAAAAUGGACUUAUGAAUAUGAGAAGCUGCAUGAGGGAAUCCCUUCCCCAGAACCAUACUUGGACCUUAUAACUAAGGUUACUACAGAUGUUGAUGCUCGUCUUACUAAGGCAUAGCCUUUAAAACAUCACUGCUUCUACUAAAGUGUUUGAUCUUUGUGAGUGUGUUUAAUUAUAAAUUGUUGGUUGUAUUAAUAUAAUGGGACAAUCGUAUCUUUGUGUUUAAGAUAAUUUUAAAUUUUAGUUUCAUCCUUAAAGCCAGUUUAGUACACUAUUAAAAUACGACCCCAUAAUGUAAGAUUCAAAUCCGCCAGUAUGAUUAUCAUGAAUCUCAACUACGAUUGAUCGAAA